AUGAGAAAAAUCAAACGGCUCCUGCACAAAUUCUUCGGCGGUGUUGGCAAUUUCUUUGCUAUCAUUAUUUUAGUGUCAAUCACUGCGAUUUUUGUUAAUACAUAUGUUCUUUCGACCCGAGAGUCAUCAAGUGCUCUUCGGAGUAAAAAUUCUCAAGAGCCCUCUCUGGGUUCCAAUGAAACACGACAAAGUUCAAUGCAAGCAAUUAGCCGGCCAACAACCGUAGAUCCUGGCUGUGAAAUCAAUGAAAAAUGUUCGAGCGAUUCAUUUGCAUUCAAGGUUACUUCAGGAGACGGAUUAAGUAAAUAUCCGUCGAUAUGUUUCAAUAAUAAGUUAUUACUUGACAAGAGCUUAAAAGAUUCGAAAGUCGGUCGUGGUCUUAAUAUCGUAGUAAUCAAUAGUACAACAUUCGAUGUAAAACUGACAGAAACAUUUGAUACGUAUCUCGAAGAAACAUUCUUUUUGAGAGCUUUACGGCUUAAUUUAACCGAUGGUGAUAUUGUUAUUAUGGCUAGUUUUGACGAAAUAACCUCCGGGUUGCGAGAAGCAUCAAUAGCGCUUUUAGAAAAAUAUGGUAGUCAAACAAUAAAAUUAGUAAAAUAUCGAGAUUCGUUUGUCAUGCUUGGUCAAAAAGGAAUACCACGCGGGAAAGCAAUUGAAAUGCAUGUGAAGAAAGGCGGCCGUGAAUACGCUGCAGCUGCGCGCAUUGCUGGUUGCGCAACGUUUCCUUUGGGCAAAAUAACGCCUAUGGUAUUGCCGAACGUCGAGAUACAUAAACAGGGAAAUAUAACAAUCGGAACUUCGAUCGAAAAUUGUGGAUUAACAGAAGUAUGCAAAUCCGAUGAAUUUUCUGUUCAUGUCUACACGGGCAAAGAUAAUAAUGAUGAACCGAAAAUCUGCGUGAACGGACAAUAUGUGAUUUCCAAGGGAAUUAACAAUGCUGGUCGUGGUUUAAAUAUCGCUGUUGUGUCGCACAAUAAAGAAGUCAUUCGAAUAGGACAUUUUGAUACAUGGCAAGACGAUAGCACAAAUUUAGAAAUAUUUCUUGAAAAUCUGGAAGACGAUGCUAUCAUUAUUGUUGUCACUUUUGAUGAAGCAUCUUCGAAACUGAGUCAACACAGCAGAAACUUAUUCUUCGACCUUGGAAGUGCGACCAUACAAAAUUUGAAAUAUCGGGAUGUUUGGGUUUUGAUUGGCCAAAAAGGAAUCAAUGGUUUCAGUCCUUUCGAAGAAAUAUCCUACGCGGGAACCGGAUUUGCUUAUGCACCGCCUAUUGACAAAAAGAUAUGUGUUCCGAAAAAAUUACGAGGACAACCGAUUCGACCUGAUCCAAUACCUUAUCGUAAUGAUCUACGCCGAGACUUUUGCUCACGUUACGAAGAUUAUGGAGACUUCUGCAGUGAAACCAAUGUUGACAAAAGUUUAUCAGCUGUUCCGCUACUGAAUCGGACGUUAGAAGAUAAUCCAAUAUAUUCAACACCGAUUCUUGUCAUUGCAGGCACUUCAAGCAAUGCGCUUCGAAUGUGUUUGGAAACGAUUUUAAUGCAACCGGGUGUCAAUGCCGUAAAUGUUAUUGUCGCCAUCGAUGAGAAAUCGACAGAACUAUCUGCACUAGUGCAGCUAUUCGGAUUCAAAAACCUAACACUACCGUCUACUACGAACUACAUGGAGUUUUAUGAAAAAGCGAUGAAGAGAACAUGGGACUUAUAUCUAAAAAGCGACAAACUAAUUGUGAUUGAAGAAAAUUUGCUUCUCUCACCAGAUUUUCUCUAUACACUUGCAUUAUUAAGUGAAGUAUUUCGAAAAGACAAAAGCAUCGAUGCUAUACAAAUGUGGAAUCCGAAUUCGUUUGAUAUCGUCAAUGGUUCAAUCGAAUUAAUCUAUCGUGUCGACGAUUUCUAUGGCUUAGGUUAUCUGAUGAAACGAUCAUUUUACGACAAAUCUAUUAAAGAUUCAUUCAAACAAUGUUGUUCGAAACGAGUUUGGGAAAAGUGGAGUUUUUCCGAUCUGACAAGUUCGUUCUUGAUGCCUGAUGUAUCGAGAGUAUUCCGACGACCAUUCGAUGAAAAUGAAGCGGAUCGACAGAAAUCUACCGAAACGCUGUUCAAUCAAAAACGAAGAACAAAUUUGGAUCCAUUUCCACCUCUGUCGAAUAUUGAUACACUUCGUCAAAAUAAAUACGACGAGACGAUCAAGACAUCACUUUCAUCUGCAACUUUGCUCAAAUCAUUGGACAAAUGUAGUUCAAUCAAUACUUACAUGCACAAUCUAAUACAAAAUCAAAAUAUAUCACACAUAUUCAAACAUGUAUAUUCUCAACAAUCAGUGGCGGAUGUCUCAUCACUCUUACCCGUUUUACCAUGUUUUGGACUUCUUCCACAGGAAGUCUUUGGUUUAUAUCAUGGUGUACUUCGCUUUAGUUCAAAUAAUAACAGUUUCUAUCUUGUUGGUUCAAAAUCACCUUUAUUGAAUACGAAAUCUUAG
Molecule: messenger RNA, 2484 nt
Organism: Adineta ricciae
Lineage: Eukaryota; Metazoa; Rotifera; Eurotatoria; Adinetida; Adinetidae
Source: the annotation of a GenBank genome assembly